AAACGGAACAACAAGGAAAAAAAUAAAUAAAUAAAAGUGAUAAAUAUGCAGCCCCACAAUUUUUAAAAGAUAGAGAACAGUCCAAAUAGUAACCGAAGAAGUAGCGUAAGAAAGUCGCCAUUUCACCUUCAAGUUUUCGGUGUUGGAGUAUAGCGCUUAACUAAUAAAUCGUCAUCAUCAUCAUCCUUCCAGCAAGUUCCGGCCGACCGGCGUUCUCCGGCGAGGAGAGUUUUUGCAAAUUUUUCCACCGAAUUUGCAUUUUCUCUCUCUCUUUCUCUCUCACGCACUCUAAGGGUGUAUUUGUGAAAGGGGAGAAAGCUGGUUUUAUUCUGUUUUCUCUGACCCUGGAAUCGAUGUUUAUGGUGGGGAUAUUGCUGCGGUUUGGAUCUAUUGCGGCCUGGAUUUUCCAAAUUGUUGCAUGCAUGGGAGCAGUGGCUGUGUUGGAUCUUCUCUCUACCCAAAGCUAGCGUCAUCAAUUGACGAGCCUCUGAACCAGCAGAUACCUGAGGUUCCAAUGGCUCCGACUGUGUAUAAAGGAAGCACACCAGAGAGUUUUUGGACAACCAGUAACUGUGAUUAUGAUGCGAGUACCUUUCAGUCCCCGGGGAGUAUAUCAUCAGUUAGUACUUCAGUGAAUGAUCCACUCAGUGCAGGAUGCUCAAAUGCUUCCUCUGAGUUUGUAAAUCAUGGUCUUCAUCUUUGGAAGCAAAGUAGGAAGCAAUGGGUUGGCAGUAGGAAGUCCUAUAGCCAAGUACAGCAGUCGCGUGCGCCUAAGUUAAGGUACACAAUCUUCUGCCUCAUAUUCAAUCAUAUUGGUUCUGCCAUAAUCUUCAGUUGGUGAGGGUUCUUGUUUUUUUCCCCUUUCUUUGUUGGUGGAUGUUGGGGAGAUGGGGUGGGGAUGUGUGUUUUGGUCCAUGGAAGGAUGAGAAAGCAACUGGAUUGCACUUCAUCAUAAGGGACAGUUGGUUACUUCAGUUAGUUUUUGUUUUUAUUUAAUUUGUUUUAUGUUACUGUAUUGUUAACAUUUGUCAUGCAAGUAGGCGUUAAAUUAAGUCUAGUCCAUUCUUUUACUCAGUUGUUGCCCUGUUUUCCUUGGCCACUGUUGUCAAUCAAGGGGGGAUAGGUAUUCUUCUGCUGUCUUAGUAAUUCAACAGACUAAAUAGCCUUGCAUAGCUUGACUAAAUUUUGAAUGAAGUGUGACGUUAUUUGUAAUACAGUUUCUCAUUGAAGUUAUAAGACAUUGCUUUCGGAUCAGGGCAGAACAUAGAACCUUCCUGAAACUAAUAAUUACUAGUUUUAGACUUCUACACUGAACGGGAACUUGCAGUUAUUUUAAGAAUUAGUGAAAUGGUGGGUAGGUACUGUUUGGCAUGGCUCAACCACCAGCUAAUUGAUUGUUUCGUCCUCAGUUUCUGGCACUUGUAGGAAUUACAAUUGGUUUGUGUGAGGUUUUGUCUGCCAGAAUGAUUUCCACACUUUCAUUGAUUCCCUCUUGUAUUUUUCUCAGCUCUUUGUGUUGUCUCUGCAUGGCUAAGAACUUUUGGCUUUACAGUUGGAAUGCAACCUAUGAUAGUAUGCUUGGAAGUAAUAAACCAUUCCCGAAGCCCAUUCGUCUAGCAGUAAGCCUAUUGUUUAACCAAAUUGAAGAAUGCAUAUGUUGUCCUCCACUAUUAUUCCUUUCUUCUGACAUCAACCCCCCUGUCAAUUUGGAUCCUAUUAGGAAAUGGUGGAUUUUCUUGUGGACGUCUGGGAGCAAGAUGGAAUGUAUGACUGAAAAUCUAACACAGGAGGUCUUAAUGACUAGCUUUUUAGAUUGUGCAACUUGAGCGACAUUUUUUGAUGAGAUCAAGUUUGCUAGGUGAUCAUUUGUCCAAAGUGUAAUAUUGAUUACUCUUGCGUCUCGAUCUUAUGUGGUAUGGCAAAUUUUUCCCUGAUAAAUUCUGUGUUGCUCAUGUCCGUCUGAAGAUACUGGUUAAUACAUCUCGUCUUAUUUGUUUUGUGGCAUUUCUUCUAGAUUAGUUGAGUUCUAGCUAUUAUUUAAUCACAUUGACUAAGGUCGUUAUACCCGGUGGCUACUCCAAUCAAUUCCGACCCUCAAAACUAUUCGACUGGUUUUCGAGACUAAUUUGCUGUUAGCUCAAAACAUUCAAAAAGAGCCUCAUAGACUUGUAAACCUUAACAAGUCCUUAUUAUGAGAAGAUGAAGCUCUUAGUCGUAGAAUCUCCAAUUUUAAUAGUUUAAAAAAGAUCAGAGGGAGUAUCAGACAGACGUUCUGGUUGGCGGUGAUUCAGUUGAUUUGAAUUUGGAAUUUGAUAUUUAUGCAUGAUUACUACUACAUCUCAACGCCAGAAAUAUAUUCCAGUAUCUUUGAGUUUUUGAAAACUUUUGGAAAAUGCUGCAUUGAAUUUUCAGAUGUUUUCCACCAAAAUUCUCACGGAAACAAUGGCCGUAACUCAGUAGGCAACUUUGAAUCAGUGUCUGGCAGGAGAAAGAACGAAUUGAGUUUGUCAUAAACAAUGGGGUUAAUAUAUCUUUAAUCUUUUUGAAGGG
This is a messenger RNA of Oldenlandia corymbosa var. corymbosa, 2550 nucleotides long. The record is from the annotation of a GenBank genome assembly. Lineage: Eukaryota; Viridiplantae; Streptophyta; Magnoliopsida; Gentianales; Rubiaceae.